GGCUAUAAGGUCACCGUCGCACAAGGCCGCCAUCGAGGACGCCCUUUUUGGGCUCCUGCCUUGCCGCCUUUGGCCUGAAGCACCCCCUCUCAAGUGUGUGGUACACCACCUCAUAGCACACGAGCACCAGCGCGCUUGACGGCACCACCCGCAGCAGGUGGGUGAACAUGCCCGCAUACAGCCCACGCACGCCCUCCUCACGGGCGAUCAACCGAAACGACUGGAAAAAUCCACUGCAGAGCAACAGCAUCAUACAUAAUACACGGCGUGUGUUGGCAGGGGGGCAGGGAGGCAGGCCCCUGAGGGAGGCAGGGAGCAGGUUGGCUUACGUGUACUUGGCAGGAGUGCCUAUGGUUUGCUCUCUGAGCCUGGUUCUGAUGACCUCAUGGGGGUAGGUGGCUGUCGAGGCGACCGCCUUCGCAACGAAUCCCGCCACCAGAGUCUGCACUCAUGAGCGUUCAUCAGCAUAUAUCAGCUUGAAAAUGCAUCCAGAAUCUCGUACGUUCUGUCUGUCUCUUACCGGCCCUACUGAUGCCCUUUGUUGUGAAGACCUUUCGACCGACCCAGGCGUCCUCUCGGCCUCCCUGCAUGCAAUGCAGAUAGGGUCAGAUCACAAUGUGUCUGUCUGUUAUGGUUUGAUACGGCUCACCUACCGUUGCGACAGCUGCUUCUUCAACGGCUCGAAGAUCAUCCAGUGUACGCACCCCUCUGAGAUGCCCCAGUAACUCGCCACCACUCCCCUGGAAAACCCUCGCACGCCCUCCUGCAUCCAUAUCGACCGUACCGCAUCCAACACGCCCUAGGUACGCCCACAAACAGCAGAUAAAGGAAUCAAUCGCAGCAGAUAUCUGUUUGUUGAGAGGGAGGGAGGGCCGGCCGAGCGUGCGUCUUAACCCACCUUGGCGGCCGUUUCUGAUGCAGCGGCAUCGAGGAAGAGGCGCGUCCGCACCAUGCUGAUGGGAUUGAUGACCGUGUAGGCCACGAACCCCGCCACCAGAGCCGAGGUAAAGUGUGUCAGCGCACCAUCACCUAUCUGCGUUCAUUCAUUCACCGCACGCACACCCGCCCUCCACUCACAGACACACGGGAUGCCAUGCCGCCAUCUGUCUGUCGCCUUACCUACCAUUGGGUUCAAGGCAUUCUUUGCAGUGGAGUAGGCCCAGAAGUAAGUGGAACGAGACGGAAUCACUCCUAUGAGUGAAGGGGUCAGCCCCGCAAAGAAGCCUGUGACGCCACUCGCCUUGUGGACAGCGGCCACAGUGGCGAGAAACCCCUGACCACCGCUGGCCUGCAUCUGGGUCUUGACAACCUCAAGAGGGUUCGUCACCGUCGCCACUAUCACACCUGCACACCGACGGUAGCAUUCAACAGUGUGUGAGUGUACGUACAGCAAUGCAAUUGAUUGACAGCACGGCCACCUGCGAUAGCGCCCGAGAUGAAGCUCAAUAAGCCGGUGCCGCCGUUGCCAUGGCCACUCCUGUUGUUUGAGCUGACCUUCUCGGCUGCUGCUGACGUGCGGUGCCGCUGACGACGUUUCAGCAAUGCAUUCCGUCGGCGGCUGACAGCAGCAGGGAAGGGGCGUGCCGGGAUGGCUUGCAGCUGCUCAGCUGUGGCCGAUCUCCAUGGGCUCGGUCUGCUGAUAGAUUUGGCCAAGAAAAGAUCAAGCCCAUGGAGAAAGAUCACCCAGACUGGGGACAAGAUCUGCAUCUGAGUGCCAAGUUCAG
Molecule: messenger RNA, 1724 nt
Organism: Vitrella brassicaformis
Lineage: Eukaryota; Vitrellaceae
Source: the annotation of a GenBank genome assembly